Molecule: messenger RNA, 1827 nt
Organism: Ascochyta rabiei
Lineage: Eukaryota; Fungi; Ascomycota; Dothideomycetes; Pleosporales; Didymellaceae
Product: laccase, multicopper oxidase, benzenediol:oxygen oxidorectuctase
Exons: 7
Coding region: 1-1827 (608 amino acids)
Molecular function (GO): oxidoreductase activity; copper ion binding
Source: RefSeq, a predicted model, not a curated record
AUGCUUCCAAAAAUCGCCAAAGCUACAGCCCUCCUGGCGUUUUUGCCAGCAGCGGCGUCUUGGGCAUUGCCCGGCGAAGCUAUCAACUUAAACACGCCAUCUGCUCUGAAAGUGCCAUGGAAAGAAAGAGGUCUUUAUUCUGACUCUGCUGCUGUCAAAAGCGACGGCGAUGGCUACUCAACACGCUGUAACCAUGGACCGGCGGCGAGGUCUUGCUGGAAGGAUGGUUACAGCGUUGAUACUGACAUGGAUCUCGAAUGGCCAACGACUGGAAAUGUUGUAAAGUACCGUUUUGAAAUCACCAAUGAAACUAUGGCGCCUGAUGGCUUCGAGCGACCAAUGAUGGUGAUCAAUGGCCAGUAUCCGGGGCCGACCAUAGAAGCGAAUUGGGGAGAUGAAAUCGAAGUGACAGUAAUAAAUCACCUCGAGAACAAUGGAACUGGUCUCCACUGGCACGGGAUGCGACAACUCGGAUCAAACGAGAUGGAUGGCAUCAAUGGUAUUACCGAGUGCCCCAUCGUACCAGGAGGUACCAAGGUCUACAGAUUCAAAGCCACGCAAUAUGGCACAUCGUGGUACCAUUCGCAUUAUUCCGUCCAGUACGGAGACGGUCUGACCGGCCCAGUCAUCAUCCAUGGUCCUGCAACAAGCGACUAUGACAUUGACCUUGGAGUACUGCCCUUCACUGAUUGGUUUCAUGCAACAGCCUUCACAGUCAACCAGGCUACUCUCCACGCGAAGGGGCCACCGACUGCAGACAAUUUGCUUGUAAACGGAUCCAUGACAUCAACUUCAGGAGGACAGUACGCAGUAACGACUUUGACGCCAGGAAAGACUCACCGGCUUCGUCUCGUCAACAUGGGCAUCAACAACUGGGUCCACGUUGGAAUUGACGGUCAUCCUUUCACGGUCAUUGCAGCAGAUUUUACUACACUUGAGCCAUUCCAGGCUACCUCACUCAAUAUCGCAGUUGGACAACGGUACGACGUCAUUAUCAACGCAACCCAGGCUAUUGGUAACUAUUGGCUCCGCGUUGGUACAGGUGGACGCUGUGAUGGACCGAACGCAAAUGCAGCGAACAUUGGCAGCAUCAUCCGUUACGCAGGCGCCAAAAACGCAAAUCCAAACUCAACGGCUGCGGCGUCUCUACCCGCCGGAUGCUAUGACGAGGUCAUUGUUCCUCACGUCAAGACUAAUGUUCCUCAAAAGGUACCCGAGGAGCUGAAGCUCACUUUUACUGACACCGGCGGCAAGGAUGGCAGCGACCUUGUUCAGUGGAAGAUCGAUGGUGUCCCAAUGCUGAUCGACCUCGACAAGCCCACUCUGCAGACAGUUUUCGAAGGCUUUACCGGCAACCAGACCUGGGGCAAGACUGAGAAUGUGAUCGAAGUCGGUAGUUCAGGGCACUCAUGGCAAUACUGGGUCAUUCAGCAAGAUAGCGCGACCGCGCCCCCUGUUCCUCAUCCCAUCCAUCUGCACGGCCACGACUUCUUUGUAUUGGCACAGCAGGCCAAUGCAGUUUGGAGCGGCGACAUCUCGACUCUGAAGAUGAACAACCCAAUUCGACGUGACACAGCUACGCUCCCUGCAUUAGGAUACCUCGUUCUCGCGUUCGAGUCGGACAACCCUGGUGCAUGGCUGAUGCACUGCCAUAUCCCCUUUCACAUUUCUGCCGGCCUUGGCGUCCAGUUUGUUGAGAGAAAAGAUGAAAUUUUGAAGAGCAACGGUAAUUUGGGUGCAAUGCAGCAGGGCUGUGCAGACUGGCAGAAGUUUCACAGGGAAUACUACCCCAACGGGAUAUUGACUGAGGGUGAUUCCGGACUAUGA